UUAUAUCCAUAUAUGUACUUAGCAUCAUCAAUGCCAUCUGUCAAGUUAAAUUAGUGACGCAUUAAUUAUCAAAUAACCUAAAAUAAAUACUAUAUGUUAUAAACUAUUAAUGGCAGCGAUAGAUAAAGUUAAAAUUAUUGUAGUUGGUGAUUCUGGUGUCGGUAAAACAUCAUUAACCCAUCUUAUAUGUCAUCAACAACCGAUCAGUAAUCCUUCUUGGACGAUAGGUUGUUCUGUUGAAGUGAAAUUGCACGAAUAUAAGGAAGGCACACCUAAUCAAAGAAGAUAUUUUGUUGAAUUGUGGGAUAUAGGUGGAAGUCAAAACCAUGAAAAUACAAGAUCUGUCUUUUACAAUCCUACGAAUGGUAUAAUAUUGGUUCACGACUUAACAAACCGUAAAUCACAACAAAAUUUACAGAAAUGGUUACAAGAAGUAUUGAGCAAAGAUGGAAAUUAUUCAAAAUCAAAAUCAUUCGAUGAUUUUGAUCCCGAGAAAUUUGUAGGAUCGACUCAAAUUCCAAUAUUAGUUAUUGGUACAAAACUUGAUUUAGUAUCGGAAGUAAGAUCAAACAUGCACAGACGUACUUCAACUAUUGCUGAAGAAUGCGGAGCUGAUGAGAUAUUUUUGGAUUGUUGUCAAGUAAGGGCAUUGGCAGCAGGUUCUAGUUCAUCCGUAAAACUCAGCAGAUUUUUUGAUAAAGUCAUUGAAAGGCGUUACUAUGCUAUUAGAGAAGGCAGUACUUUAGACAAACGAAGAAUGACCACCUAUACUUCAACAUACAAUCCAAAACUUUAUCAUAAUGACUAAAAAUAUAAUUUCUUAAUCUAAAGGGAUAUUUACUUUAUUUUUUUUUCAUAUUUUUACAUAUUAUAAUAGGAAAGAUUUGGAAGUAAAUCUUGACAAAUAUUGUAUUGUAAAUAUUGUAUUAAUAUUAAGUUCAUAUGAAAUAUACGCGUUUCAUAUAUAAUAUAAAUUCAUACAAAUAAUAAUAUAAUAAAUAAUAUAAUAAAUAUAAAUUCGUUACAAGUAACGAAGCUACGAUUGGCCGAACGCCAGCUACUUGUCUUUCUAUGUCACAUGGACUUCGUCGAAGGUUUUUUGACACAUAUAGUUCCUAGUUACCUCUUUUUAAGACUUUUUCCUUCUGUAAUAAUUAAUGAAAAAAUUUCAUCAUGUAUGCAAAGAUAAAUUCGAUCAAUAAAUAUAUUAUUUUUUUUAAACAGA
Messenger RNA from Vespula pensylvanica (western yellowjacket), 1225 nucleotides. RefSeq names its product rab-like protein 3. Lineage: Eukaryota; Metazoa; Arthropoda; Insecta; Hymenoptera; Vespidae. The coding region runs from base 110 to 808 and encodes 232 amino acids. Gene Ontology annotation, molecular function: GTP binding; GTPase activity. The transcript is spliced from 5 exons. Gene Ontology annotation, cellular component: endomembrane system. Gene Ontology annotation, biological process: intracellular protein transport. The record is from RefSeq and is a predicted model, not a curated record.